Paramecium sonneborni is the source of this 219-nucleotide messenger RNA. Lineage: Eukaryota; Ciliophora; Oligohymenophorea; Peniculida; Parameciidae. The record is from the annotation of a GenBank genome assembly.
AUGGAUGCUCUAAAAUUAGAAAUAUACAAAAGGGAAAAUUAGUAUUUAAGAAAAUUAAGAGCCUAUAUUAUAGAGUCUGGUUUAGCAAAGGUUUUAUCUGAAAGAAAAUUAAUUUUAAUUUGGAGAUUAUUUGAAAAAUCAUAUAUAAUUUAAACUAAAAAAAGAAGAGCUACAAUACUUACUUGUUUUUUUAAAGAUUUAAGAGUGUUUACUUCUUGA